UGACGCCGACGGUGGCAGUAAUGCAUUCGUCCGUGCUGCAGUCCCACAUCGCAGCUAAUCGCCCGUGCGUUUAAACCUCUCGCUCCCAGUGCCGCACUUCAUGCAUGGAGUUGAGCACGGACACGGUCCUGGCGAGUCUGGAGAUGUCGGAGAUAAAAAGCGACGAUGGGUCGUCGGAGGGCGACGCAUAUUACGAGAGUUUACCCGCGCACGCGUCCCUGUCCACGCACAUGACAGCAGGCGCAGUGGCCGGAGUGCUGGAGCACACCGUCAUGUUCCCCGUGGAUUCGGUCAAGACCCGUAUGCAGAGUUUGCAGCCAGACCCAAAGGCUCAGUACAGCAGCGUGUACGGUGCACUGAAGCGGAUCGUACAGACAGAGGGUUUCUUUCGCCCAUUAAGGGGUCUAAAUAUCACUGUGCUAGGGGCCGGCCCCGCGCAUGCGCUCUAUUUUGCAUGUUACGAGCAAAUCAAACGCAGCCUCAGUGAUGUCAUACAGAAUGGAGGCAACAGUCACAUCGCCAACGGAAUUGCGGGGAGUGUUGCCACUGUUCUUCAUGAUGCUGUCAUGAACCCAGCAGAAGUUGUAAAGCAGAGGAUGCAGAUGUAUAAUUCUCCUUACCGCAGCUUAUAUGACUGUGUAGUGACUGUCAGUCGUAAGGAAGGGCUAGCCGCCUUUUACCGCAGCUACAGCACUCAACUGACCAUGAACAUCCCAUUCCAGGCCAUGCACUUCAUUACCUACGAGUUCAUGCAGGAACGUUUUAACCCCCAACGUCAGUACCGUCCCGAAACCCACAUUUUAUCCGGGGCAGCAGCAGGAGCCGUGUCCGCAGCCGUUACCACUCCAUUAGAUGUGUGCAAGACGCUGUUAAACACUCAAGAGAACGUCGCGCUCAGCUCAGCGCAUGUCAGUGGCCAUCUCACGGGUAUGGUCAACACCUUCAGGACAGUGUACCGCCUGGGAGGCGUUCCGGCGUUCUUUAAAGGAGUCAGAGCGCGAGUCAUUUAUCAAAUGCCUUCUACAGCCAUCGCCUGGUCUGUCUAUGAGUUCUUUAAGUAUUUCCUGACUCAACAUGAGCCGAACUUUCAGGAACUGGGCAGGGCCUCUGUCAAGACCGGCCCCACAUGAGGGUAAUGCUGUUAGGCCUCUCUUAGGUAAAUCAUAACAAAUGAUGAUUCCAAAUAGAUUAUUGGAGAUUUGUGGGUAAAUUUUCCUUGUACAUGGAGGUUGUGGAAGAGGCCUUUGACUCAAAUGGGAAUGUAGUCACUCAUUUUUUAUACAUCGGACACUCCAUUCACCCAUAACCUCCUAUUUUGUUUUGAAACAUAUUAUUUAUUGAAAGAGUUUGUCAUUGUUACAUGAAUUGGGGAUGAAUGGCUAUGGCACACUACUGAACAUCUAUGUUGUAAACUUGAUGAAAAUAGAUAGGAGAAAAGACAGACUUAGUAUUUUCUCAGUAUUUUUCUUUCUCAACUGCUAAACAUGUAGUUUUUAAUCUAAAAUAACGUAUACACAAUAAAUAAAGUCAUUCCCAAAUUCUGUUGCUCAAUAAACAGACCAGAUUUUUUUUUAAAUCAGCUUUUAAUGCUGGAAUCAAAUCUAGCCUUUUGGGUCCAUUUUGAAACGGGCGAACUGAUGUUUUAAACCCCUGAAGUGUCUUAUUAUGUUCAACAAAAAUUGUGUUGUGUAGAAUUUACUCGAUUAAAGUUGCCAGAUUUAAUAGGCGGUGAGGAAUGCAGGUACGGUUGGCUGCUCACUUUUUUGACAUCAUUUUUCUGUCGUAUGGAAAGCAUCAGAUCCGUCUAUCCCUCACAGACUUGCUUUCAUUUGUGUUAUAUUAAAUAUGUCAUCUGCCAUCUUCCGUUAAAUGUGCAGAUUGUGGCAUGCGCUUCUUUAGAUUUCACACAUUCAUUACUGCCAUUUUAAAUUUUCACCUUUUAACAAAUUUUCUAUUCGAUUUCCUUCAUAUUCCCAUUCAAACUGAAUGUGAUCCUAGAUCCUAGAAGUAUUUUUCAACGUAGUAGUAAUUUCUAAAAUCAUAGUGUAUCUUUGGUAAAAUCAUAGCUUUAUCAGCUUCAGCAGUGAGUUUAGACUGGUGAAAGCUUUAGACGUGUUUUAUGUAUGAUAGCUGUUAUUUGUUUUAGAACAGUUAUCAGAUGAUAUAUAACCAAUCUAGCCUAGCAAACAUAGCUAUAAGAUGUGAUCUAUGCAGUGAUUUUCUCUGCUCUUAGGAACCCUACAACAAAGUGUACACUAAACUUCUGCGGUUCCAGGUGAAAUCUGCAAAACCCAGAAUGAAAUCUUUACAGAGUACAUAAGAGGCUUUAGAUGUUGGUGAUGUUCCUCCAUGCCAGUCCAUUUCUCUUUUGUUUCGCCUCUGUGUGAAUCUCUGGAUUCAUUCCAUCCCUUUUUUUCUAGUCGAGACCUUAUAGACAGUGUAAUAAAUAGAAGAAUAAGGAAUCUAAAAGAACGCUUUACGAAAUUGUGCCUUAUUCGUGUUACAAGCAAAGCACAUUUUUGUGUUAAUAAUUUUUUAUUUGCAUGGAUAGGAAGAAAUUUGUUCUGCUUGUGUGAUUUAUUGACUAAGCUAGUACAGUGUGUGUAUGUGCUGAACAUCCUAACAGUCUCAUUUGUUCACACUACUCAAAGGUUUAUGAGAAAUUUGCUCUGGAGUUACGCACAAAAAAUGUAUAGAGUGGCAGAAUAGAAUUGUAAAUAAUGUGUAUCACGCACAUGAGUUGUCAGUUUUGGGGUCAUUACUUUUUAUGGAAACUAUAGCUUUUGUUCAAGAGAAUUCAUGUAUGCAGGGGCUCCUGUUAUCGGACCAGAGGAUAAAAACUCACACAACUCUAAAUCAUUAUGCAGCGUGUUACAAUGGCUGUGUAUUUAUCUAAAUGAAGUGGCAUUUUAGAAGUGUGUAGUUAAAUCGAAAUUACAUCACCCAGCGAAAUUGCUAAAAUAAUUCAAACUGGUUUCCACAACACUCCAUGUAAAUGUCCCAGGCAAGAUUAUAAAGUUGACCUGUUGAAAUUGCAUCUGUAUAUUGAACUGAAGUGUUUUUACAGAACAAAUGACUCACUUCAGCUUGAAUUGAAUGUUUAUUUGCCUAUACAUUCUAGCAAAUAUUGAGAUAAUUGUAGUAUUGCUUUUUUUGUGAUUUUUGAUAGAAGUGUUAAUUUGCUUGAAUAGAUUCGCUGCAUGUCUGUAACCUAUGCAUUUUCCACCGGAUGAGGAUAUUCCCAGUGGUUUUAGCGCUGUGAAUGUGCAGGAGAGAGUUUUCAGUGAGCUGACUGGUUCAGCUGGCAGUGUUCUGUUUGGUCUUUGCCUUUUCUGUAUCAUCUCUCUCUUCCUCAUGCCUUGCUAAUUGAUUCUUUAGCUAGAAGAGUAUGACAUUCCUUUAAAUUCCAUUGGAGUCUCUGAAUCCAUUGAGGUAUUUCACUUGGAGUUUGUUUGCUUCCUGAAUAAAUGUUUAUUGCUUUAGUGUUGCCUUUCCAGUCUUGCCGUCAGACCAACUGUUUUCUGUCCCAGCUAGGAACCAAAGAAUCUUCAUUAAUUCAGUAAAUACCCAUUCAUUUAAAUCUGUUGAUGGGGAAAUGUCGUCAGCAUUGGAAGUGUUUGAUUUUAUGGAACUGUAUAUCCAUGUGUUUUAGACAGGUUUACAAUUGAGGCUUAGCCUAUAUCGUAAAGGCCGUACAAAGCAGACUGCCUGUGUGGCCCUUAAGUUGACUGACCCCUGACAAAUGUCCGUUACUCUUUGAGUCUUUGGCUUCAUGUUGUGCUAUGGUGGAAACCCCAUGGGUUUACUUCUGAGUCCUGCAUUUUCAAAUGCUAUCAAUCUGUAAUUACUCUGCGAAACCAGCUGUUUUUUUAAAUGCAUAUUGUAUUUUAAUCAGUUACAUUAUAUGUCCUACAGCAUGUUUUGAAGCUUUUUCAUUUGGGCCAAUUGUAAACAUUUCCUUUAGACUUUGUAUGUUGAUCUUGCCUUAAAGUGAUCACCUAUAAUGCUUUGUGAAAACAGCAGCCAUAUCCAUGGCUUAUUAAGAUGUGGUCACACACACACCAUGAACAACUUUAUGGUUUACUCGCUUGAUGCGCACAUUGGAUUUUGGAAAAGAGAGAGUGCCAUUUAGAGUACUUUAUUAUUUUUUACAGUGGUGAAAAUAAAAAAUCUAAACAGGAUAUUUUGUGGAAAUGCUGCUACAGUUUGUAACACUGGAGCUGAAAUAAAACAUGCAACGAUCAA
Messenger RNA from Triplophysa dalaica, 4245 nucleotides. RefSeq names its product solute carrier family 25 member 37 (gene slc25a37). Lineage: Eukaryota; Metazoa; Chordata; Actinopteri; Cypriniformes; Nemacheilidae. The record is from RefSeq and is a predicted model, not a curated record. Gene Ontology annotation, cellular component: mitochondrial membrane. The transcript is spliced from 4 exons. Gene Ontology annotation, biological process: iron import into the mitochondrion. Gene Ontology annotation, molecular function: ferrous iron transmembrane transporter activity. Bases 105 to 1130 code for a protein of 341 amino acids.